CCCUCAAGAGCACGAAGCCUUGCGCGUGCUCAAGAGACAGUAGUUUCCUGCGUGUUGUGGGCAGAUUUCUGCGUGGAGCGCCUACUCUCCACUCCUUCCCAGCUUUGAAAACGCUUAAAUUGCAGAGUCAGCGGCAUACUCCUGACACAACAGGCACGUGUUUAUCAUUAGGUCCAUUGAGGAACCCAGAUAUGGAUGCUGAGCAGAACCAGGUGUUGGACACCGCAUCAGAGACUCGAGAGCAACAGGAGACGGGAGCAGGAGACUGCCCCCAGUCACAACACGUCUCUCCAAUAGAUCCUGCAGAAUCACCAGUGACUAGGCAAGAAAUGGAGCAUUUGCAAGAUGUGGUUACAGAAUCAGGACCGUCAGAAGAAACGCAAGAGACGGCGCCUAAAGCAGAAAAAUCCCCAAUGAAAAUGGUUGUAUCUCCUGAGAAGGUUCCAGAGACCUCUACAGAAGUUGUGACUAAAGCAGAAAAACAACCAGAACUAGAGAGCUCAACAGAGGUCUCUGAGCCAGCUACAGCAAUGUACGUAGAACGUGAAAACAUCCAGACCGCAGAGCCUAAAAAGCAGCCAAUGCCAGAGAGAACACCAGAGCCUCUAGCAGAGAAUAACAUUGAAACUGCGCCAGAGAAAAUAGCAGAACCCGUCCCAGAGGCUGUUAAACUGUCUGAGCAGGCAGCGCCCGAGCCUGUCACACAGCCAGAAUCUGAGGACGUGAAACUGCUCGAACCAGAAGAGAAAGGGCCUGAAGAAUCUGAGAAGCAGGCAGAAUCUGGUAUUGUGUUGGAGGUGGUGCCAGAGAUGCCAGCAGAGCCUGAAACUGUAAAGGAAGUGGAGGCAGACAGACCGACCGAAGCUGAAAUUGUACCGGAUCCAGAGCCAAAGAAAUCAGUAGCGGCUGAGACUGUGAAGAUGGUGGAAGCAGAGAAACCAGUAGAAGCUGAGACUGUGAAGAAAGUGGAAGCAGAGAAACCAGUAGCGGCUGAGACUGUGAAGAUGGUGGAAGCAGAGAAACCCGUAGAAGCUGAGACUGUGAAGAUGGUGGAAGCAGAGAAACCCAUAGCGGCUGAGACUGUGAUGGAAAAGAAACUGGUAGAAGCUGAAAUGGUAAAAGUUGAGUCGGAGAAACAGGCAGAAGGUGAUGCAGUGGAGCAGCAGAAGGCAGAAGUUGUCGAGCAGGUCCCUUCUCCUGGCACUUUGUCUUUCGCUUUCCUGGAGCAUGAGCAGACCAAAGCCACCCUUCGCACCUCUCGCACUCUAAUCAUCCUCAGAGGCCUCCCCGGCAGCGGCAAGAGCCUCUUGGCACGUGCCAUUGCAGAUAGCUACCAGGGUCUCUGCACUGUCUGCUGUGCUGAUGACCAUGGUGUGAAACCGGAAAGUCCAGAAGCAUCGGCAGAUGGGUACAAGGCUUUUGACGAUGCUGUGGUAGCCUGCUGCAGUGUAGGAACAUCUGCUCAAGUGAUUGUGGUGGAUGACACCAACCAUACCCAUGAUCGGCUGGCCCGUCUGGGGGAGGUAGCAGAGCAGCACCGGCUGGUGGCCAUGUUUCUGGAGCCCCGCACUGAGUGGAGCAGAGACUUGCCACAGUUGGCCAAGAGAACUCUGCGGGGACUAGAGGAGGCCCAGAUCCAGGCCAUGAAAGUUCCUCUUGAGGAGACGUCCCUGCCCCUUUUCUUUGGCUGGUUCCUUCUCCCUGGCAUCCAGGACAAGGUCAAGUGCAUGUCCAUGGAUUUCCUGAAGACUUUGGACACACUUGAGGCCUUCAAGAAGCACUUGCCUGACUUCACUGUUGAGGCUGAGAAAGAGGUGGACUUGGAGCAGUAUUUCCAAGCCAAUGGAGCUCUUCAUUGUACUACCAAAUUCUGUGACUAUGGCAAGGCCGAGGGAGCCAAGGAAUAUGCAGACAAACCAAUUGUUAAAGAGUUGUAUGGCUCUGUGUUCGAGCUGUCCCUCAGUGCCCUCUUCGUCACACCUCGCACUGUUGGUGCCCGGGUUUCACUCUCUGAGGAUCAGUUAACCCUGUGGCCUGCCGAUGCUGAGAAGGAGGCAGUCCCUCUAGUCCCGGCUGCCGCCACCCUGCCCGCAGGCAGCCGUGCCCACAUCACCCUGGGCUGUGCUGAGGGGGUUGAGCCACAGCAGACUGGCUUUGACCUGCUGGAGAUCCUAGCGCUGCAGCAAGAGGGUCAGGAGGGAGAGCUGGUGGAGGAGAUGGAGCUCGGCUCCCUGGCCUACUACGGCAAGGGGAGGUGGCUGCUCAGUCUGAGGGAGCCCAUCUCCGCCCAGGCCUGCUUCUCCAGCCUCUACGGGCCCAAGAAGGCCGACACGACCAAGAAAGACGGGGACAAGAAGAAGAAGCAAAAGUGCACCAUACUGUAAAGGAGAGGGGGAAGGUGGUGGUAAUGGAUGGCUCGGGAUGAGUGGCGUACUAGUGUUCUGAUUUGUCUGUGGGGAGGUUUGUGUUUGUGCUACUUUUGGGGUUUGGGAGGCGUAUUGGAUAUCCACUCCAAAUCCACAAGCUGUGUGCCUUUCUCUAUUGCUUUGCUGCACAACCCCAGAGGCCUUUAAACCACAGUUUAGGUCAAGCUUAGCAUCUUGUUCAGUGUCUUGUCAUGCGUUUUAGUGCCAUAGUUGCAAUUGGAUAGGAUUUCUGUAGACAAGGCCUGAUUUCAUGGCUCAGAUGUAGUACUGCUGUACCUAGUACUGCUGUACCUAGUACCGCUUCUCCCCGUUUGUGACCACGAUUUUUCCCUACUCAAUUCACGUCUAACACUAUAUACAACCCCUUCCGCAUAUGUCAGUGUUAAGCAUUUAGAUGUGUUUUCAUGUUUGGUGUGAGUGGCUCAAAUAGUAUUUUCAUCGCAUGCCAGGUUUUUCAAUUUAGCUGAUGUAGUUCUAGUCAUGAUUAGCUUCUUUGCAAAAAGUUGCACAUCUCUUUCAGUAAUUUCUCGUGACACCGGUCAUUUCCUGUGAUUUAGUAAGUCGGCCCUGUCAUGUGUUUGCAUUUUUAUGUGUGUGUUUAGUACGAAGGAAAGAGCUGGGUAAAUUUCAUAAGUAGCUCUUGGGCCAAAAGGGUGUCUGUGUGCUUGAUUUGAUGAACUGUGAAUGUCAUUCAUCGAGGCCAUUCCUAAUUAACUCUUUUUGCACGAUGCAGCAGAAAUCAAAGGGAGAAUGCUGAUGAAUGUGCAGUUUGUUUGAUUAGCUGGCACUUACUUGGUACUUAUCAAAUGCUGUGAAACCAAGGCCACAAUUUGCAAUAUUCUGUAGUAUAGGUGACUGCAGCCUGGGAUCAUCCCUCUUUCUGUCAAGUUGUAUGUAUUCACUGUCUUUUCAUGACUGAUGUGUAGGUCUCUUAGGGCAAAGCCAUGCUUGUGUAUUUCUUCCAAUGAGUCACUAUUUUUGCACAUGUUUUGUACACUUAAUAAAGGAAUUUGUUUUGCGGCAAA
Oncorhynchus masou masou (cherry salmon) is the source of this 3451-nucleotide messenger RNA. Its product is annotated as 2',3'-cyclic-nucleotide 3'-phosphodiesterase-like. Gene Ontology annotation, biological process: cyclic nucleotide catabolic process. The record is from RefSeq and is a predicted model, not a curated record. Lineage: Eukaryota; Metazoa; Chordata; Actinopteri; Salmoniformes; Salmonidae. Bases 192 to 2384 code for a protein of 730 amino acids. Gene Ontology annotation, cellular component: membrane; cytoplasm. The transcript has 4 exons. Gene Ontology annotation, molecular function: 2',3'-cyclic-nucleotide 3'-phosphodiesterase activity.